UUUACAAAAUUAUUUUAUUACUGGGAUUGUAACAAAUAAAUUCUAACAUAAAAUUGUCAUGAAAUCGUUUUGGGAGAGAUGAGUGUCUUUGGAGAUUUUCAACGUGUGUGGGUUCAAAGAUUUCCAGAAAGUGCUUUGCCAGCCGCUUGGGAAGAAGAUGUCAGGGCUAAUUUAGCUAAACAUAAACAGAAGGUAGCAAUUCUCAGGGAGGAGUUAGAAAAGGAAGAGUUCUAUGUAGAGUAUUUGGAAACUUUGUUAUCUGAUGUGGAGAAACACAAGGCUUCCCAGGGCAAGUCGGCGCCGCCCACAGAUGACAUUGUUGACGAUAAGACAUCAGAUAUCAAACAGGAAACGAACUCUGAUUCUCUAUCCAAGCGAAGCCUCUCGAGCCUGAAGAGCGACGAUUCACCACAGAAUGGGGAGUCUAACGAGGUGCAUCUUAGAAGUAAGGCAGUAAACUUGGCCGAGAGGAGCUCGGUGAAUCAAUGCAUCAAUGAGCUGUCGUCGAACCUCGCGGCCGAGGCCCGCAGAAGAUGCAACAGCGAAGUGGUCCAACGUAGUGAUAUUCUUGACGAAAUAGAGACUCCAGAAGCGAGUCCCAAAAACCGUCCAGUGUCGCAAGCCGGUGACUUUGUGACAGUUAUUGAGGUGAACGGCCUCAAACUCGCCGAAAAUGCAUCGAAGAAGUCCGAGGAUUCCCCCCAAUCUUCGGAGAGUAGCGCCGCGGAGCCAGCAUUGCCUGUUGCCAAGAAAAAAGUUCCGCCUAAGCCACCACCGAAAGUGUUCAGCAAGCGCGGCGCGUCUCUGCCGGAGAGCGGCGCGGCGGAGGACAGCCCGCCGUCGUCGCUCGGCCGCCGGCUCCGCAGCGCCGACUCCCGCGAGUCCAUCGCCAGUCGCGGCUCCACGCCGUCUAUCAGCGAGCGGGUUAAGAGCUACGAGUCGAUCAACUCUCUAUCAUCCGAGCGGAAGCGGUCCGGCGGCGCCGCGACCCCUCGGUCCAUAGACGAGGUGACGCCGAGCACCCCCGACCUGCCCGCUGAGGACAGCACGCCCAUGUCGCUGGAGAGCCUGCCCGGCCGCGACGACGAGCCCUACUACGACCAGGUGCCUGUCGACAUCAACGACGGCGAGUACGUCUAUAUACAAGCCGGCGGUGCGGGCAGCACUGCGGGGGCGGGGGCGGGGGCGGGGUCGGAGGAGGGGUCUAGCGGCGCGAGCACGCUGGCGCUGAGCGCGUCCGCGCCGCCGGCCUGCCUCGCGCCCACCGCGCCUGACUCGCCGCCCGCCGCCGCGCCCAACUACGUCAACAUACAUUACUUUAUACAGGAGGGCGUGGAGGGCGGCGAGGCGAGCGAGGCGGGGUCGGAGCUGGCGGACUCCAGCGACCGCCCGCUGCUGCUGCGCACCAUCUCCUCCGACACAGAGGCCAACACCCCGCCGGCUAUACGGAAGCUGCACACGCAGGAAUCCAACAGCAGCAAUGCGGAGGCAGAGCGGCUCACGAUGCACCGGUGCAUCGUCACCAGCAUCAUCGAGAGCGAAACUGUCUACGUCGAGUGCUUGUACGUUAUGGAGAAGUAUAUGAACGCAAUCAAAGCGACGCUGUCGACGUCUCAACCUGUGAUAUCGGAGGAGGAGUUCGGGACGAUAUUCUACAAGAUAUCGGAAUUGCACGAGCUGCACAAGAGCUUCCUGGAGGGACUGAAGAAAGCGGUCGCCAGCUGGGAGGAGCCGCUCUCAGUUGGAAUACAUUUUAAGAAAAUGGCUGAGAAUAUAAAUGUGUACGGCGCGUUCCUGCACAACUACGGUCGCGCGACGGACGCGGUGCGCCGGCGCUGCAGCAGCUCGCCGCGGUUCGCCGACCUCACGCGCCAGAUCGCCUGCCGCGGCCAGCCCGUGUCGCUCGAUGACUUGCUGCACAAGCCCGUCGCGCGUGUACAGAAGAACGCGCUCGUAUUGCACGAUCUGAUAAAAUACACGCCAGCGAGUCAUCCCGAUCACGCCAUGUUGACUGACGCUUUGAACAUGACGCAGCAUUUCCUUGACGAAUUCAACAUCAUUCAGACUAAAUCUAUGUUCCCUAAUGCUGAUCGCGCUCAGCGAAGACUCGUCAAGAACUCAUUCAUAGUCGAACUAUCGGAUGGUCACAGGAAACUGAGGCAUUUGUUCUUGUUCAACGAUGUCAUUGCGUGUGCAAAGUACAAGGCGUCGGGUCGCGAUAAGUUCACGUUCGAGCUGAAGUGGUACAUCCCGCUGUCGGACAUAGUGGUGGUGGAAGAGGAGGCGGGGGGCGCGGCCGAGCGGGAGACGUCGCCCGCCAACAUCGUCGCGCUCAAGUCGCAGGCCUGCACCGUGCGGGACCAGAUACUGGCGGAGGAGAGGGCCGCACAUGAUGAUAAGAAAAUCCGUCUAGGCAGUCGCAAUAUAGCCGAGAAACAGCGGAAGAAGUUAGCAGAGUUAGAAGGGCAGCUGGUGCUGGCGUCUCCUAACCUGGUGUUCCGUGUCGGGGCGAAGCCCCCGGGCGCCGCGGCGCUCCAGCGGCAGCACGUGUUCUUCCUCAGCUCAGAGUACGAGCGUACGCAGUGGAUCGACUCCAUACACGCGCUGCAGGCGUCGUCGGCGCCGCCGGCGGGCACGGGCGCGGUGUCGAUGCUGGAGCUGCAGACGUGGGUGACGGCGUGCCGCAGCUACCUGCAGACGGACAUGGGCUCGUACCUGCUGCGCUCCGGCCGCGACGACUCCCUGCUGCUCGGCGACCUGCAGCUCCACGUCGGCGGCAUGACCGCGCCGCUCGACGCGCCCGCAGAUUACUACAUCGUCAUCGAAGUAGACUCGUACGGUCAUUAUUUCCGUAAGGCGAAAUCGAAGUUGGUGUGUCGGAGCGCACAGCCGCGGUGGAACGAGAGCUUCACGAUAGACCUCGAAGGCUCGCAGAAUCUGCGGCUACUGCUGUACGAGGACGCCGCGAGACCCGUGCUAAGGGGGAAGUGUACGCUCAAGUUGUCUCGCGAGUGGGUGUCAGUGGCGGCGUCCCGCACGGUGUGCCUGGGCGGCGGGUCGCUGCCGCUGCGGCUGCGCGUGCUGCCGCCCGAGCGCUCCGCCUCGCACGUCCCCAGUGCCAAGUCCGGCGCGCUAUUCGGUGCUAAAAUCACGCAUGUCGCUAAACGCGAGAAACGCAGCAUACCGUUCAUAAUAAGUGCGUGCGUGCGCGAGGUGGAGCGGCGCGGGAUACUGGAGGUGGGCAUCUACCGCGUCUCCGGCAGCGCCUCAGACCUCAACCGACUGAAGAAGAGCUUCGAGACCAACGCGUACGAGGCGGAGCAGCUACUGAAAGAAGUGGACAUACACUCUGUGACGGGCGUGCUCAAGCUGUACCUGCGCGAGCUGCCCGAGGCGCUCUUCACCGACGCGCUUUACCCCGAGCUGGUGCGGGCCUGGGGAUCCACGCAGGGCGGCGGCACCUCUGUGGACUCAGCGCCCGCGCACACGCGGCGUCACGCGCUACUCAAGUGCUACGCGCAGCUGCCCGAUCUCAACAAGAACUGCAUCGACUUCCUUCUCAAUCAUUUUGUUAAAGUGAAUCAACACGAGAGCGAGAACAAGAUGUCGUUACACAAUCUGGCGACCGUGUUCGGACCGACGUUGCUGCGGCCGGGCGCGAACAAGCUGCGAGCGGACGAUAUAGCGGACGGCACCGUCAACGCCAUGGCGCAGGCGGGCAUACUGUACGCGUUGCUGCAACAGCGCCAGCUAGCGGCGCAUCUCUCCGCGCAUGCCCUACACCCACUCGACUGAUGAGCCCAGCUAAGUUAAAGUACAUUGACCAUCGGGAUUAUGUAUUCUUUGCACAAGAGUCGACUUCGGCCCUAGUAUAAUAAGGCUAAACACAAACUUAUGAAUUAUGAUUGCUCGAUAAGACUGGAGUAGCAAUUGACGCAUAACGACUCUGAUCACUGGUCUACCAAUAGCGUGUCCUCGUACGCGCGCAACCAUCCCGCUAACUCUUUCCACAGCAUGAGUUUUUAAAAUCAUACAAUGCGCCUUACCCUUCCAUUUUUGCCAAACUAUCAUAAAGUUGUGUGCGGCUUAGACGGAUAUUGUCAGAGGUAAACAAUUCUGAAGUCGUAAUUCGAUCAUUCGUGUGAGGAUUGAGGUGUAUCAAUGUACUAAAUACUUUACAGCAGGGCUUCACCUUGAAGGUACCCAAGUAUUGAUUUUAAAUUAUUUUACAACUGCCUUCAUCACUUUUAAAACUAAGGUAUAACAGAAACAAGAGUUUAGGCCGACCCAACCUACUUUAGACGUACGAUUGUCGCUUACAUUACCGAUAUGUCAUUAAGCCUAAGUUUAGUUUUUUAAAUAUUGUAAAUGGUGUGUCGCUAAGGUGCUACACAAUAUAAACAUACGUAUAAUUAUCGUGCACACCACCUACCAAUCGGUAAUACUUAUAAGCGUAAGAUCGUAGUAGGUUUCCUCUAUAUCUAAAUGAACAUUAGGUGCCCUAGCCAAACAAAAAAUAUCAGUCACUUUGUUUGGUUUUAUGUAUUUCAACAUGCGUAAUGUUAACAGAUCAGCGUUAUGAACCGCUUUAAAUUUAUUAUUAUUUCCAGUUUAUAUUUUAAAAUUUAAAGACAACUUACCAUCUGCUUACUUUGACAAACAAUGUAUUGGUGCAAAAUAAAUACCACCAUAUCGGGCUUGUGCAAUAGGGAGAGUUGUGGGCAACUCAAGCUUAUUUAUGGAAAAUCUUAUUAAUACCGUAUGUCAAACGAAGAUAUGCCCGAUAUUUAAAAUGCUUACGUUGAGUAAAUUGGAUGUAUGUAACAGAGAUUAAGGCACAGGCAGAUGAUCUUGGGUCCUCUAUGUGAUUUUGUCGGGCCAAGUCACGCAUACACAAUAUGGCCAACAUUGACUUGAGUCUUGACAUAACAGAUUUGACGGUAUUAUGUAAAAUAGGAACAUAAAUGUUCAGGUUUUGUAAAAAAAAAUAAGUGUUA
Messenger RNA from Aricia agestis (brown argus), 4997 nucleotides. RefSeq names its product active breakpoint cluster region-related protein (gene RhoGAP1A). Gene Ontology annotation, biological process: positive regulation of GTPase activity; intracellular signal transduction. Gene Ontology annotation, cellular component: membrane. NCBI's taxonomy places the organism in Eukaryota, Metazoa, Arthropoda, Insecta, Lepidoptera, Lycaenidae. The coding region runs from base 79 to 3795 and encodes 1238 amino acids. The record is from RefSeq and is a predicted model, not a curated record. The transcript has 21 exons. Gene Ontology annotation, molecular function: guanyl-nucleotide exchange factor activity; GTPase activator activity.